This is a messenger RNA of Purpureocillium lilacinum, 2862 nucleotides long. Lineage: Eukaryota; Fungi; Ascomycota; Sordariomycetes; Hypocreales; Ophiocordycipitaceae. The record is from RefSeq and is a predicted model, not a curated record.
AUGCGGCAUAACCGCGAAAAAAGCCCACCCUGGCCGGGGUCCCAGGUAUUUGAGAGGCUCGUGUGCUGGCCCAGACACCUCGACCCGUGUCUGACCUCCCCCCCAGCAUCGCUACUUGGGCUUUGGUCCGCAUUUGCAGCGGCCGAAUCCAUCAAACUUCUUGUUGCCUGCCUGGACGCAGACUUCGUACCUUCGUUGUCGCCUUGUCGGCUUUGUUUUCAACAUGCGAUAAUCUCGCUGCCCUUCGCCUUGUCGAAAGCUCCUUUGAGGUCAGCCGGUCACUGCAGGAGUCCCGAGACGAGCCUCGCUUUCGGUCGCCGAUCCGCAACCCCUCCACCCCUUCCAUCAUCGCCAGCAUUCGCCACGCCUGAACGCGCCCUCCUAAUGCUCAAAAUGUCCGGCAGCCACAUCAUCGGAAACCGCAACAGCACGCCCGAGGCGGGCGGCGCCUCGUCGCUGCGGCCUCCGUCGUCGCGGGCCAUCGGCUCGGGCAGUUCGCUGCGCGCUUCUGCCGACAUGGCUGCCCUCACCGGAUCCUCGCCGUCGAGCCGCAUCCGUCCGUCGUCCGACUUCUACGGUCAAUCUCAGCAGGGGCAUGGCCAAGCCGGCCUCGAGAGCGACUCGCAGGACAAGAUUGCCCAGCAGUGGAUCGCCGACAUUGAUCAGUAUGAGACUACGUUGGAGGAGAUGGCUGCCGCCACUCUGGACCAGGACUUCAAGGACGAGCUUAGUGCUAUUGAGCAGUGGUUUCGCGUCCUCAGUGAGGCCGAGCGCACGGCUGCCCUUUACGCCUUGCUCCAACAAACGACCCAGGUCCAGAUCCGGUUCUUCAUACAGGUUCUUCAGCAGAUGGGCAAGAAUCACCCCAUGUCCGGGGUUCUCUCUCCCGCAAACUUUGACAAAGGUCCGUUGCGGCUCGGUGGGCAGCCAGGCUCGAUCUGUUCUGCUGACGCUUUCGCAGAUCCCAUGUCCAACCGUCUGAGCGACGCCAUGAACAAGCUAAACGUGGACUCGACACGCAACUCCUACGCGCGCAACUCUGCCAUGGGAUCCACGGCCAAACGCCACUCUGGCCUGGACCCUUCAACCAUCAAUGCCAUGUUCCCCGACGCUGCUGCAGCCAUCGCAACCGAAAAGGCAAAGUUCACUCAGCAGACCGGCAACCCUCCUGCGUCCAAUCGUAACAGCGCCGCCAUUGAUCCUCGCUCGUCCAUGGCAGGCCCAGGCAUCUCGAGCUCUCAGGAGCAACGUGAGGCCGGCAUCGGCAACACCGCGUCGCUUUGGGGAUCCGGGUCUGGCGACCAAGGCAGCAGUGCCAAGGUCUCAGCGUCACAGACACCCAUGGGCCAGUUUGUUCAGCCCCCUCCUUCUGGGGGCCUCCGGUCCCCUCGGCCGCAGAUGGGCGGGGGUUCUGCCAUCCAGCAGACAACCUUGACAGCGCCUGACAAGAACCCCGCCGACCUGCCGCUGCUGUCUCCGUACAAUGCCAGUAGCGGCAACUGGGCUUCGAUGGUCAACACUCCCAUGGCGCCGACCUUCAACACUGGCUCCGCUGCUGGAACUCAGGCCGACAUGGUUGCCAACGCGACUGCGAUGAAACUCGCCGCCCUGUCCACUGUGAACAACCGCUUCGCACUCGACGACGUCCGCAAGUACCGCCGCGCUCGCUCCAACGACGCGCCAGGCCACAGCCAGAUGUCGCCUCCUACGCAAAGCAUUAAUCUCCCCGGUACUAAUGUUGUUAUGAUUAACGAGCACGGACAAGUGUUGAGCCGCGAACAAGUUCUGGCCAUGCAGGCACAGCAAGGGCUCGGCAUGGGUGGCCAGAGGUCGCGCCCAAGCUCUCCCGGCAUCGCGAUGCAGCCUGGCCUUGGCUCGAUGGCACACUUCACCUCGCCCCAGCACAAUGGCUUUCUGAGUGCCUACGACGGCUCUUCAGGACUGUUGAACAGCGGCAUGCCGUCGGUGAACCUCGGCCAACUGGGAAUACCGGGCCAUGAGGGAUACUUGUCGGACCACUCUGACAUGGUUCGCGGGCGAUCUCCUAGAGGUCGUAGAGGCAGUUCCAAGCCACCCGAGGAUCCGACUGAUCCGACUUUGCUUCAAGACAUUCCGAGCUGGCUGCGCAGCCUCCGACUGCACAAGUACACGGACAAUUUGAAGGAUAUGAAAUGGACCGAGCUUGUGGAGCUCGACGACAAGGCGCUUGAAGACCGCGGCGUCAACGCGCUUGGCGCCAGGAGGAAGAUGCUCAAGGUUUUUGAAGGCAAAGGCAGAUGGCAAGCUGGGCUAGAGCGACCCCAGCGUCGAGGUGACAUCCUCUCCAAGUUUGUGCUUUGCAAAGGUGGUCCUGUCUCUACAACGCCUCACGCUCCUUUUGAGUGUAGCCUGGAUUGGCAAUGCUCGACUAUCCUCGCUCGAUCAAGUCAGGGGAGUCGAUCCACGUCAAUUGCUGGUGCCUGGCACGGCUGCGAGGCCGGCCCAGGGGCCGCGCGUGCGCACUGGGACCUCGUGCGUAUGAAAUUUGAGAAGCUCGAGUGUCGAGUCGUAGUACAACCUGGAUCGCAAGGGCCGCACGCUCCAGCGUCAGUUCGGCUGACUCAGCGGUUGCCCUCCACUGUAUUUACACUGGGCACGCGCCACAGUGAGUGCUGCCUCGAGCCGCUUCAACUUACUCGGAGCAUUCCUGGUCGUCCUAGGUCUGGCCAAAAUGGUCACAGCAAAGAUACACAAAAGUACUCUUCGGGCGCUCAUACUACAAUCUGUUUGAGCGCAGGCAAGGGCAGGCUUUCACCUCACUGGAUGCUGCUCGCGCAGCAUCAGUGUUUGCUCAGGUUCAGCCCACUAUCGAGACUCAGUUGA